Molecule: messenger RNA, 1104 nt
Organism: Saprolegnia parasitica CBS 223.65
Lineage: Eukaryota; Oomycota; Saprolegniomycetes; Saprolegniales; Saprolegniaceae
Exons: 1
Coding region: 24-1049 (341 amino acids)
Biological process (GO): transmembrane transport; monoatomic cation transport
Cellular component (GO): membrane
Molecular function (GO): monoatomic cation transmembrane transporter activity
Source: RefSeq, a predicted model, not a curated record
CUCUGCGGAACGGCAAAGUCGAUAUGGCCGUCGAUCACGCGACUCGCGUCGUGACGCUCUCCGUCCUAACGAACGUCGCGAUCGUCAUGAGCAUGGCGAUCGUCGUCUUCUCAUCCCACUCGCUCGCACUCAUCUCCGCGCUCAUGGAGAACAUGGUCGACCUCUUCGUCCAGGGCCUCUUGUGGUACGCCAACUACCAAGCCUCGAAUGCGCCCGACAUGGCCAAGUUCCCCGCCGGCACGUCGCGCUUUGAGCCUAUCCUCGUCGUCUUGUCGGCGACCAUCAUGAGUGUGAUCUCGGUCAUUGUCAUUUACGAGUCGAGUAUGCGCCUCCAUGAUGGCUUCGCGAGUGGCGAGCCGGACGUGGCCGUCAUGUCGACUGCCGCGAUCGCCAUUUGCUCGUGCGCCAUCGCCAUCAAGGUUGGCCUUGUCAUCUACGCUGGCUUUGCGCUGAGGCUAACGCAGUCGAGCUCGGUCAAGGCGAUUCAACAAGACAACAUCAACGACACGGUCUCGAACGCCUUUGCCAUCGUAGUGUAUGUGAUUGCGGCGUCGGACCCGUCGCUGUGGUACAUUGAUCCCGCGGGCGCGAUUCUCAUCUUCCUCGCCAUCCUCGUCAUCUGGGUGCGCACGGCCAAGGAGCAAGUGCUACAACUCGUCGGCGUUUCAGCGUCGCCCGAUUUUAUCGACGUCGUCAAGGAGCUCUGUGAGAACCACCACGCGAGCUUCGCGCUGGACAUCAUCCGCGCCUACCACUUUGGCAACAAAUACCUCGUCGAGCUCGAGGUCGUAGCGCCCGCUACGAUGACCGUCAAGCAAGCACACGACAUCUCGCUCCAGCUGCAAUUCAAAAUUGAGCAGCUCGAAGACGUCGAGCGCGCGUUCGUCCACGUCGACUACCAAACGCGCGCGUACGACGAGCACGUCGUGUCGCGACUUGCCAACGCCGUCGACCUCUUUGGCGGCGACGGCCAUGAGCUCUCAACGCUGACGCCCCGCCGCUUGGCGACGCCCAAAGCCACCGAGUACGAGCUCGUUCAUGCGUACUAGGCUCGUCACUAAUCUCAUUUUUGUGGUGGCCCCGCAAACGGCAUUUCACAAAGGC